UGGGCUUAAAAGAAUAGUUUGAUAUUGAAUUAUCGAGUGGAAUUAAUUUUCGGUGCGUGUUGUUUUGGAAAAUAAAUGAAAAAAUUUUUUCUACGGCAUUUUUCAUUUCAUUCAAAGUACUUAAUAUCAUGAGAACUUCAAAAUUCGUUAACUGCCAACUUCGCCACUAGCCUGCCCCCUAGUGCUGUUUUAUUCUUCGAGCCCAAAAAGAAAAUUAUCGCUUCUGUGAUAUCGUAGGAUGGUAGAAACUGAACUUGAGCCAAAAAAGCAUCCCAAUUGUGAUGUAAAAGACGAGCGCACUGUAAACGGGUGCGGAUCUAAGGACCUAGAACUCGGUAAUAUUGUUCUAACAAAGGGCAAAGUCCCAGGAGAUCUAGAAAAAGGUAUAGAUACAAAAGCAGAUUUUGAACGUGCUAUCGAACUUACAGGGUAUGGAAAAUUUCAUUACGCAUUAUUAGCAAUAUGUGGAUUUGUAAGUACGUCGGAGGAGAUGGACGUCAUCUCGAUGUCCUUCAUCCUACCGUCAGCACAAUGCGAUUUAGACUUAAACACCCAAACAAAAGGAUGGCUCAACUCCAUCAUCUUUAUAGGGAUGAUGGUUGGAGCCUACGCAUGGGGCUCUGUGGCUGAUUCGCUUGGUCGCAAAAAAGUCCUUAUAGCGAUCUCAUUUAUGAAUGGGUUAUGUAUUGUGGCAUCUAGCUUCAGCCAAAGUUAUCUGAUGUUCAUGUUAUUCAGAUUCUUGAAUGGAGCAGCACUAGGGGGCAGUGGACCAGUAAUAUGGUCAUAUUUCGCCGAGUUCCAGCCAAAAGCAAAACGUGGUUCAAUGUUAAGUUUCAUGGCUGCGUUUUGGACACUCGGCAAUCUAUUUGUGGCUGGUUUGGCAUGGAUAAUUAUACCAACGAAUAUUGGUUGGCAUACCGUAAAUUUUACAUACAAUUCGUGGCGAAUAUUUUUACUUGUAUGUUCAUUUCCAUCAUUUAUCGUGGCCGCAUUAUUAAUAUUUUUACCAGAAAGUCCAAAGUUUUUAUUAAUGCGUGGACGGCCUGAUGAAGCCAUUGAAAUAUUUAAACAAAUCUUUGCAAGAAACACUGGUCGUUUACCCGAAGAGUAUCCAGUUAAGGAAUUAAUUUUAGAAGAUAUUGUUCGUAAAGAUGGACAAAAACCAAAACCAGUUGUUAAAGGCAAAUAUAAAAAUAUGAUGGUGGAUAUUGUUGACAAUAGCAAACAAUUGUUUGUUACACCGAUUUUACGUUUUACACUCAUUUCCAUAACAAUUAAUUUUACAUUUCAUAUUGGAUAUUAUGGAUUAAUGAUGUGGUUUCCCGAAUUAUUCAAUCGUUUUGAUGAAUUUAAUCGUCAUCAUCCCGGACAAGAUGCAUCUGUAUGUGAAGUAACCAAUUUUGUUGUAAAUAAUGGAAGUCACAUUGGUUUAUGUUCAGAUAAAAUAGAGAGUACAGUUUUUAUGGAAUCAUUAAUUACCGUUGCAGCUGCAUUACCAAGUAACAUAAUUGCAGUAUUAGGAAUGGAUCGUUUAGGAAGAAAAUUCUUUUUAGUAUUCAGUACGUUUUCAUCAGGACUAUGUGCAGCUAGUAUGUAUUUCAUUAGAAAUAAAUUACAUAAUUUGGUUGUAUCAGCUGUAUUUAGCUCAGUGAUAUCAUGUGGUAACGCUGCAUUAGAUUGUUUAAUUACCGAAGUUUUCCCAACGAAUUUAAGAGCUACCGGUGUGGCGAUUUCAAUGGUCGCAGCACGACUUGGUGGUAUUAUUGGCAAUAUUGUAAUAGCAACAUUAUUAGAUUUAUAUUGUCCAGCGCCAACAUUUAUUGUUGCAGUUCUAUUAAUCAGUGGUGGUUUAUUGUGUCUGUUCCUACCAAAUACAACACGUGAACCAUUAUCUUGACAUCACUCAACAAUUAACAAUCAAUACAAUAAUAAAAACAAUAAUGGAAAACAAAAUGGCUGUGCAGCAUUUUAUUUUUUAAAUAAUAAGUU
Molecule: messenger RNA, 1989 nt
Organism: Chrysoperla carnea
Lineage: Eukaryota; Metazoa; Arthropoda; Insecta; Neuroptera; Chrysopidae
Product: synaptic vesicle glycoprotein 2C-like
Exons: 8
Coding region: 239-1897 (552 amino acids)
Biological process (GO): transmembrane transport
Cellular component (GO): membrane
Molecular function (GO): transmembrane transporter activity
Source: RefSeq, a predicted model, not a curated record